AUGAGUGGUCUUAUUAUCCUAGUCUUUGAACGUAACAACUUGACGGGAAAUAUUCUCCCUGAGAUUGGUAAGCUUAGACGACUCCAAGGGCUGUUAAUACGUAACAGUAAAUUGCGGGGACAUAUUGCGGAGGCGGUAUGCCAUUUAUCUAAUUUGGUCAAAUUAGAUAUGGAUCGUAAUGAGCUCACAGGAGUGAUCCCGGAAUGUUUAGGAAAUCUUAGCAUGAUGCAACACCUUUAUUUGGGUUGUAAUAAAUUUUCAUCAAAAUUGCCGUUGAGCCUUUGGAAAAUGAAAUGCCUUCUCUUUAUAAACGUGUCACGAAAUUCUAUAGAGGGAGAAAUUCCAGAAAAUAUUGGAGAACUGAAGGCCAUUGUAGAUCUAGAUCUUUCCUGUGAAAUACCUGCGGAUGGUGUGUUUGCGAAUUUCACUCUGCAAUCAUUUCUUGGGAACAAAGAUUUAAGUGGAAUGCACAUUUUGGAGAUUCCUGCUUGCCCUAUUGAUAUGAGUACCAUGGCUGCCACUAAUCUCGAUGCCACAUUCGAUCGCAUCAACGAUGAUAUUGAAGAAAUGAAAUGGUACGUAGAAAGUCUACGCCAAUUGUUAGCUAAACUUAUCCCAAAAAUCCAACUUUCCUUGUCCAAACCCCGUGUACCGAGAGCUUCCUGA
This is a messenger RNA of Capsicum annuum, 666 nucleotides long. Its product is annotated as DNA damage-repair/toleration protein DRT100-like. The transcript is spliced from 3 exons. The record is from RefSeq and is a predicted model, not a curated record. Gene Ontology annotation, molecular function: protein binding. NCBI's taxonomy places the organism in Eukaryota, Viridiplantae, Streptophyta, Magnoliopsida, Solanales, Solanaceae. The coding region runs from base 1 to 666 and encodes 221 amino acids.